This is a messenger RNA of Colletotrichum higginsianum IMI 349063, 942 nucleotides long. RefSeq lists its product as uncharacterized. The record is from RefSeq and is a predicted model, not a curated record. The transcript has a single exon. The coding region runs from base 1 to 942 and encodes 313 amino acids. NCBI's taxonomy places the organism in Eukaryota, Fungi, Ascomycota, Sordariomycetes, Glomerellales, Glomerellaceae.
AUGAUGGCCCCCUUCGCCAGGGCCCUCGCCCUCCUCGCGCUGCCGGCCCUCGUCCUCGCGCAGGACGAGCCCAAGGGCGACGGCUACUUCGGCUACGACCUCAAGACCCGCGGCGACGACAACGAGUCGGCCGUCUACGAGACGGCCAACACCAACACGGGGGCGGGCGGCGUCGCGCUCGACCCGACGCCGGACGUCUACCUCAACGCCUCCGUGUCGGUGGGCGAGAUCAGCGUCGAGGUGCGGAACCUCACGGCCAAGGUCAACGUCGACGCAAAGGUGCUCAACCUGCUGCACUUUCAGGCCGGCGUCGACGCGCGCGUCGACCGCGUCAAGCUCGGCAUCUACAACGUCUCGGCCCGCGUCGAGCUCGAGGCCCGCCUCGGCAACGUCGUCAAGAUGGUCGACGACGUGCUGACGAGCAUCGACCUGAACCCCAUCAUCGCCACGCUGGGCGACACCGUCAGCGACGUCGUCGACGGCGUGGCCGACGCCGUCGAGAACCCCGUCGAGAGCGGCAGCAGCAGCAGUGGUAGCAGCAGCAGCGGUAGCAGCAGCUCCUCCAGUGCGAAGCGAGACCUGGCGUACCGCCUCGAGAACAACAUCCUCUACUCGGUCAACGACUUCUCCGGGCGCACGCACACGAACCGCGUCCUCGCCCAGAACGGCUCGCUGUACGACGUCCGCCUGGACAACGGCGGCAACGAGCGCGGGCGCAGCGUCGUCGGGCACUACAGCCGCGACAUGACCUUUGGCGGGCACAACCGGACCGUCGAGGGCGGCGAGUUCGAGCUGCAGUACCUGUACGCGCCGUACGCCGGGCUCGAGGCCUUUUGCAACAUCUACGUCGACGCGGCGGGCAGGGUCGUGCGGACCCGCGUCGUGGCCGAGGCCGAGGGCGGCGGGACGGCGACGAUCGGCAACGACGCGGGGGACAGAUAG